UAGCACGCACUACAGUAGCGUAGCACGCACUACAGUAGCGUAGCACGCACUACAGUAGCGUAGCACGCACUACAGUAGCGUAGCACGCACUACAGUAGCGUAGCACGCACUACUCUAUUCCUCUUCACUAAUUAGUGGCUAUUUUUUCAGCUAACAAACGGUGCGCAAGCACCGACAAACUGAACAAUCACCAAUUGAAUAAUAGAGCAACAAAAUCAUUGAACAUCGAUAGCUGAGCAAUUAGGGGAGUGCGGAACAAGUACCAACAGACACACUAUUAAUAGUCAGCGAAAGAGACAGACACAGACAUUCACCCAAAUAAAAUGCCUCCUCCACCAACUUCAGUAGAACCUACUGAACCCGAAUCAUCAUCCACCAAUACAAAUUCUAAACGUCAUAAACCAGGCCCAACCGCAGGUAAAAAACCCAGUGCUGAAGUUUUACAACGUCGUAAAGAAGGUAGAAUAAAAGCAGCUGCUACAAUUGCUCAAAAUUUAAAGAAAACAGGGAUUGGAAGAUUUGAAGAAGAAAAUGGAUUUGGAUUAACUAGUGUACAAAGUAUACCAUUAAUUAAUCAAAAGAAUUAUUUUACAGAAUAUUUAAAAAGAGAUGAACAAGUUUCAUUUGUAAGAAAUUGGAGAGCUGAGAAAUUAUUACAACUGAAAAUAACUACUCUUAAGAAAGAUCAAGUUAGUAGUAAUUCAACUAAUGGAACUAAUGGUAAUGGUAAUGGAGAUACAAAGAAUUUUGAUGAUUUUGAUUUAAAUAAUAUUGAACUUGAAAUGAAUAGGAAAAAGCAAAAUGCCUCAGUUGUAGCUGAUGAUGAUGAAGAAGAGGAAGAUGAUGAAGAAGAAACUGAAGAAGUUGCCGAAGAAAAGGCUAAAAUUGGUCAUGAUGUAAUUGUAAUUCAUCCGGGAUCUUCAUAUAUUAGAAUUGGUCGAGCAACUGAUGCUGUACCAGAAACAAUUCCUACUGUAAUUGCUGUUCCCUUAACAAAUUCAGAAUUUAAUAAAGUUCAACAUGAAUCUAAACCACCAAGACCAAUUCGUCAAUAUCGAGAUUCAGAUACUAAUAAGGAAGAUCAAGAACCAUAUUUUGGAGAAGAAUUUGAUGAAGUUAAAGGAAUAGUUACUAAAGAUUUCCGAGCAAGAAUGAGAUAUUAUAAAAGAAGAAUUUUACCUAAUUCUCGAGAAACAGCCGCUAAUUUUAAUAAAAAGCAAGAAUCAGAGAGAAUUCCUGAUCAUAAUGAUCCAUAUAAGAAGGAAUGGAUUGAUUUAAAAUCACCAGAAUAUUCUAAUCGAAAAUAUUUUGUAGGAGAUGAAGCACUUAAAUUACCAAUAAAUUCUAAAAAGCAUAAUAUUGGAUGGAAAUUAAGAUAUCCUAUAGUUCGAGGUAAUUUUAAUGAAAAUUCAUUAGAUUAUAAUUCUCCUCAAGAAAUUUUAGGAGAUUUAGCCAAUAUUAUAAUUGAUUCACUUAAUAAAUUAGAUAUUAAAAAUUUAAUGAAUUUAAAAGUUAUGUUAAUAAUUCCUGAUUUAUAUGAUAAGAAAUAUGUUGAAACAUGGUGUGAAAUAUUAUUUAAAUUUGUUGGAUUUGGUAGAUUAGGAAUUAUUCAAGAAGCAGUGGCUGCUACAUUUGGAGCUGGAGCUACUACAGCAUGUGUUGUUGAUGUUGGAUCUCAAACUACUAAGAUUAGUUGUGUUGAUGAAGGAAUGAUUAUGAAUGAUUCAAGAAUUAUUUUAAAUUAUGGAGGUGAUCAAAUUACUGAAUGUUUUAUAAAAUUAUUAUUUGAAAGUUCUUUCCCUUAUAAAGAACUUGAUUUAAGUAGUAGAAUUGAUGAUUGGGAAUUAGCUAAUGAUUUAAAACAUAAUUUUGUAACUUUUCAAGAUGCUGAUAUUGCUGUACAAUUAUAUAAUUUUUAUAAACGGAAACCAUUUGAAACUACCGAAAAAUUUGAAUUUAAAGUAUUUGAUGAAGUUAUGUUAGCACCUUUAGGAUUAUUUUAUCCUCAAUUCUUUCAACCUCAAAUUGAAGAUAAUUUAACUUCAAUUCCAUCAUUUCAAUCAGUUUUACCUAAAAAUCAAAAUCGGAAAUUAUUUACUUUAUCUCAAGAUCAAUAUAAUGGUAAAUUAGAUAAUCCAACUUCAAGAUCUCAACAAAUUUUAAAAUCUAAUUUAUCUUAUGCUGAUUUAAGUGAUGAAGAAUUAUUAUUAAAAUUAUGUAAAGAAAAAUUAAGUAAUGAAGAUGCUACAAGUAAUAAUAGUAAUAGUCAUAAUGCUCAUUAUGAUUCAAAAGAUGUUGAUACUAAUGGUGCUAUAGUUCUUAAUGAUGUACCAUUAGAAAAGGCAAUCAUUGAAUCUAUAACUAAUGCUGGUUUAAUGACUGAUUUUAGUAAACUUAAACGUCUUUAUGAUAAUCUUUUAAUAGUAGGAGGAGGAUUUGGAAAGAUAAAUGGUUAUGAUUUAAUAUUAUCGGAUAGAAUUAAUAUUUGGAGACCAAAGAUUUUAAGUAAUUCUAAUUUAGAAACAAUUCUUGGAUUUGUUCAACAUGAAAUUACUAAGAAUGAAGAAGUAAAGAAAACUCUUAUAAAAGAAUUAAAGACUAUUAAACAAAAGGAGAUUCAUCGUCAACAACUUGAAGAAUUCGAGAAAGUUAAAGCAGAAUUUAAACUGAAGGGAGAAUCAGGUGAUUCAUCAAAGGAACCAGAAAGUGGUGAUUCACCAACUGUUAAUGUUAAUCCGGUUCUACUUCCACCAUCCGAACCUAAUUUAGAUGAUAUUGCAUUAAGUCAAGAAGAAAUGGCAAACAUUGAAGAACAAACAGCUCUUAAACUUGAUUUCGAUACUAUUGAUAACUUUUAUGAUCAAGGAACUUUACUUCCUGUAAAUGUUUUACCGCCACCAAGAGAAUUUGAUCCGGCAAUGUUAACUUGGAAAGGUGGAAGUGUUUAUGGACGUUUAAAAGUUGUUAAUGAAAUGUGGAUAACUACUCAAGAUUGGGAUUUAUUAGAAAGUAGAUGUUUGUAUUACAAGAGUUUAUUUAAUUAUUAGGAAUGCAAAUAAUGUAUAAUAAUAGUAGUAUAUAAUAGUAAUAGUCAUAUAUAUAACUUAAUAGUCAAGGGAUAUUUUACGACUGGUCUUGGGUCCUGACCC
Molecule: messenger RNA, 3149 nt
Organism: Scheffersomyces amazonensis
Lineage: Eukaryota; Fungi; Ascomycota; Pichiomycetes; Serinales; Debaryomycetaceae
Gene: ARP8
Product: Arp8p
Exons: 1
Coding region: 324-3047 (907 amino acids)
Biological process (GO): double-strand break repair; regulation of DNA-templated transcription
Cellular component (GO): Ino80 complex
Source: RefSeq, a predicted model, not a curated record